This is a messenger RNA of Paramecium sonneborni, 244 nucleotides long. NCBI's taxonomy places the organism in Eukaryota, Ciliophora, Oligohymenophorea, Peniculida, Parameciidae. The record is from the annotation of a GenBank genome assembly.
AUGUCAAGUGAAGAAGAUGUAUGUUUAUCAAGUUUAAUUUUUAGAAAAUGAAAUAAUUAUAAGCCCUUCCAAUCAGAAAUUACCUGGAUUAAACUGUUGUACCACUUCUCCUAUAGGCAAUGACUGAAGUAGCCAAAGUGAGGUUAGUUUUUCUUAAGUAUAAAGACCUCCUAAUCCAAUUGAAUUCAUUGCUAACUUUUUGCUCUAGAAUAAUCCAGAAAAAGCAUAAGCAAGAUAAUAAUGA